AGUUAAUUUCCACUAUAAUAACUACCUCUCUUAGGUCAAAUAUAAUACCAAACCUAUCUAUCUUCCUAUUUCCCUUACACGCAUAAAAUUUCCAUUGACCACAACUUCAUUUAUAUAAUAUCGUUGUAGCUAUCUAGAUCGUAUGUCCAAUCUCCUCUCCACCUUCAAUAUAUUCAUCGUAAUUUUCUAUAAUUCAAAUUUCUAAACCGAGUCAAUUAAGGAGGCACGAAGAGUUAACAAAGAGUCCUUAUAUUUGAUUAUUCGAAAUCAAGUGGGUGAUUGAAUUAUUGGUGUUAGUGCUGAUGGACAUGUCUCGACGAGCUAGAUCAACCAACUUAAAGCAAGCAUCCACCUUGUCUGAUGCCUCUGAAAUUCCAUUACUCCCCACUAACAACGACGACAACAACAACAAUCAUGUAACAGAACGACCACCUAUACCUCGGCCAACGAUUUCUCAACGUGCCUUAGAAAGCACGGCUCAUUUAGCCAACCUACUCCCAACAGGGACACUCUUGGCGUUCCAACUUUUGAUCCCAAUUUUCACCAACAACGGAUCGUGUGAUGCCGCGACGCGUCCCCUGACAUUAAUCCUCCUUGCUAUGCUCGCAUUUUCGUGCUUUUUAGCUUGUUUCACUGAUAGUUUCAAAACACCAGACGGGCAAAUUUACUAUGGAUUAGCUACGUUCAAAGGUUUGUGGAUCUUUGAUUAUCAGGCAGCUUCGAUUUCUGGUGUGCCUAGUGACUUGAACAGGUACAAAGUAGGGUUUAUUGAUUUUGUUCAUGCUGUGUUGUCUGUUCUUGUGUUUGUUGCUGUGGCUUUGAGAGAUAAAAAUGUGGUGAGUUGCUUCUAUCCUACACCUAAUCAUGAGACAAAACAGAUACUUGAUAUUGUUCCUAUUGGAAUUGGGGUAAUUUGUAGUUUGUUAUUUGUGGUCUUUCCAACUAGGAGACAUGGUAUUGGCUUCCCUGUUACGCCUGAUAAACGGUGAAAAUUGAAGUCAAAACUGUAACAUUUGAUGUUGUUAUUUGUCAAUUAAUUUAGUUAUUUGUUUAAUGUUUUGGAAAUAUUGUGCAUUCCAAUAUUAAAUAUAACAUAAUGUCGUAGUGUUUAGGUGGUGUUAUGAGAUUAGAGUCAAAUAAUUAUUCCAACAUGUACUAACGAAUAUUCCAUCUCGACACAUGAUCGAUUUUGCUUGUUUCGCGGAAAAAUAAGAGUUGCAAGAUUAUUUUAAAGAUGGUGGAUGCCACAGUUGAGAAUGCAUCCGCCCUAAUGAAAAAAGAGAGGUUGUAUCUGAA
Molecule: messenger RNA, 1296 nt
Organism: Capsicum annuum
Lineage: Eukaryota; Viridiplantae; Streptophyta; Magnoliopsida; Solanales; Solanaceae
Product: protein DMP3
Exons: 1
Coding region: 303-989 (228 amino acids)
Biological process (GO): endomembrane system organization
Source: RefSeq, a predicted model, not a curated record